Molecule: messenger RNA, 655 nt
Organism: Prorocentrum cordatum
Lineage: Eukaryota; Dinophyceae; Prorocentrales; Prorocentraceae
Source: the annotation of a GenBank genome assembly
CGCGCUGCGCCCAGCGCUGGGAGCCAUCUCCCGCCUGCUAGCCACCGGCGACCCAGACAGGAGGAUGGCGGACCCGGAGAGCAGCGAGCUGGAGGGGAGGCUGACGUGGGCCGAGUUCGACGCGGCGCUGGAGACGGUGAGGGUGUACACGGAGGCUCCGGAGACCUCGGGGUCGCACUUCGCGUCGGGCUCGAUGGACCUCUCGACCCCGCGCGAGAGGCCGGCCCUGCCCGGCGACCUGGAGCGCCUCGGGUGCGGCGUGGUGCCAGUCGCCGAGAUGGCGGGCGCCCUGCAGGCCUGCGCGGGCGAGGAGCAGCAGGCGUGGGGCGGCCGCCUGGUGCUCUGCGUCGCCGACGACGAGGACGCGGGGAUCUGUCUCGCCAAGCGGCGCGCUGGCAACAGGCUUGCCGGGCACGCGUUGCGGGUGCUUCAGCUGUCUGAGACGCGGGGCAACUUCCAGAUCGUCGCAGCGGGCAUCUGGACGAAGCGCAACUUUUCGAGGGACUUGACCACGCGCGCCACGCAGCAGGUGGACGAGCCCGCUGGGGCUCUCGCCCCGGGAGGGGCCCUCUGCGCGGCCCUCGCAGCAGACGCGGGAGGCGAGGAGAUCCACCGCCUGGCCCUCGUGGCUCAGUGGACCGCCCCUGCCCUCGCG